This is a messenger RNA of Pungitius pungitius (ninespine stickleback), 2326 nucleotides long. It is a transcript of the gene rab32a, whose product is annotated as RAB32a, member RAS oncogene family. The record is from RefSeq and is a predicted model, not a curated record. Bases 381 to 1391 code for a protein of 336 amino acids. Gene Ontology annotation, molecular function: GTP binding; GTPase activity. Gene Ontology annotation, biological process: phagosome-lysosome fusion; endosome to lysosome transport. Gene Ontology annotation, cellular component: trans-Golgi network; Golgi apparatus; late endosome. The transcript has 3 exons. NCBI's taxonomy places the organism in Eukaryota, Metazoa, Chordata, Actinopteri, Perciformes, Gasterosteidae.
GUUCGUGUGUACUUCACUUACAUGUUUGAAAUUCUUGUACUUUUGACACUUUGUGCUAUUUUCAUAAUCAGCAGAAAGGGAAUCGUUUUUCAGAGGCUCAUCUUCAAACCCACUUUCAGAUGCCGCCGUAUUAGCAUGAUUUAGUAACACAACCACUAGCUUUAAGACAAUAUUAAAGCGUAAACUCGAACCCUCCAGCACAUUUGUGUAGCUACUUAUUUGGAGAAAUAAUUACUUAUAGCACAGAUUAAAGCAAAGUAUCUUCAGCGCUCCUGAAUUUAAUAUAACAGCUCAAAUGGAUACUUUGUGGUAAAAAAAAGAAAAGAUAAAAGAACUCGCACACACCCACAACAAAGGUCCUAGUGAUUAUUUGUAUUUUCAUGUUCAAUCUACUUGAUGGUGAAGACACGUUACGUGACAAAGUCUGGGUGCUUUCCGUGAGCAUGAAAAAGACUUCUGUUAAUUACAGCAGCACAAGGACGCGCGAGUGUGAAACGUCUCCCGCAUUUCCGGGUCCUAUGACUUAUCAGGUGGUUUGCUGCAGCAGGAGGAGGAGGAGGAGGAGGAGGAGGAGGAGAAGGAGGAGGAACUUAGAGAAGGGGAAACAAUCAUCUCAGUUGCAUCUGGCCUUCACCACCCCCCCCCCCCCCUCUCUCUCUCAGUCCACACCGCAUCACCUAACAGGAAGCCUACAUGAGCGAGAAAGCAGAAGCAGUCCGGCUUUUAGAGAAACGUCGUUCAGCGUCAGCAUGGCCGGGGCCUCGGUGUUUGAGUGCAAGGAGUACUUGUUCAAAGUGCUGGUCAUCGGGGAGCUCGGCGUCGGCAAAACCAGCAUCAUCAAGCGCUACGUGCACCAGCUCUUCUCGCAGCACUACAGGGCGACGAUCGGAGUGGACUUUGCCCUCAAAGUCAUCAACUGGGACAGCAAGACGCUGGUCAGGUUACAGCUGUGGGACAUCGCAGGGCAGGAACGAUUUGGGAACAUGACGCGGGUGUACUACAAGGAGGCCGUGGGGGCGUUCGUGGUGUUCGAUGUGACAAGGGGCUCCACGUUUGAGGCGGUGUCCAAGUGGAAGCAUGACCUGGACAGUAAGGUGAAGCUGGCCAAUGGCAACCCCAUUCCCUCAGUGCUGCUCGCCAAUAAAUGCGACCAGAAGAAAGAGAGCGCCAACAACACGGCCCUGAUGGACGACUUCUGCAAAGAGACUGGCUUUCUGGGCUGGUUUGAGACCUCGGCCAAGGACAACAUCAACGUGGACGAGGCGGCACGUUUCCUGGUAGAGAGCAUCUUGGCUAACGACAAAGGGUUGCCCUACGAGGAGAGCAACGGAGAGCGGAUCAAACUGGACCAGGAGACUGUGGCUGCUGAGAGCAAGUCAGGCUGCUGUUGACUCUGAAUCCAUUCAAAUCGGCCACCAGCCUCCCUCUGGCCGGGUCCAACCCGAGCAACCCGGCCCGUGGCGCUCAGCCCUAUUCUGCAGCGUCUCUGAGGAAUAUGAAUUAUUUGGUCUGCGAAGCUAGAGAAUGGUGUCGUCUCUGCACUAAUGCCCAAUAUACCUUAAUGUUGUUGCAAAUGAGGUCACUGCCUCCGUCUAACUGUCUCCUUGUUUAGACCACAGCACCUUUUUAUUAUUGUGUUUUUCUCAUUGCAUAUUUCCCCGAUUGUGUGUAACCCCAUUAACUAAAACCCCAGCACCCCCUGCUGCUCCUACCGUUAACCUGAAGGGCCCGGAAGCCCAAGACUGAGAAAUGCAAAUGAGAAAACAACGGCUGUAGCGUCUUCAUUUCUGUCACUUUGGUCUGUUCUCUCUCAGAAUCCUUUUUAUUCAGCAUUUAUCUGUGGACCAGUAUUUCUUUAUUUCAGAUGAAUGGUAUGAACCAUUGAUUAACAGCACACGUGUGCUAUUGAGACUAUGGGCUAAAACAUAAGCAAACAGGCCUUGCAGUAUCUCAUGUUACUGUCAGAAAUUGUUAUCCUUUAUGCCUUAAUUUCUGACGUUAUGUGCCAACAACUAUGGUUAUUCACUAUUUACACGGACGGACAGUAUAGUUUACAAAAAAAACUCAAAUGAUGGUACUAUAUGAGACACUAGUAUGAUAAUGUAGAUCUGAUUCACGGUUUUGUCUGUUUUUCUUUUAGUUGUUUGAUGUGUUGGGUCAUGCAGUGGUGAGAUAUACAGUAGAAUCGGAAUCAGGCAGAGGAUUAAACUCUCUUGUACAUUAGUGUUCAAUUAAAUAUGAAGGAUUUUUUAAAUGUUGAGAAUAAGUUUACGUGUGAAAAUACAUUGAAUAUACAAGAGUGAAAUAGAAUAAACAUUUGAACAGA